This is a messenger RNA of Mytilus californianus (California mussel), 2618 nucleotides long. RefSeq lists its product as uncharacterized. NCBI's taxonomy places the organism in Eukaryota, Metazoa, Mollusca, Bivalvia, Mytilida, Mytilidae. The coding region runs from base 231 to 1415 and encodes 394 amino acids. The transcript has 4 exons. The record is from RefSeq and is a predicted model, not a curated record.
AGUUUAUUAUCAGGAUAUAUUUGAAUGGCUUCACAAACCCAAUCAUAAAAUUAAAAACACAAUAGAAAUGGCAUUUUCAAUUCACAAGAGCUAUAUACAUGUCAGCUUGGCAUUGAAGCCAUAUUCAUCAUUAUUAGAAAUAACACCUGUAAAAAUUCAAAUAGAAAACACAAGUAGAUGUUAACCAAUCAAUUAUCAUCUUUUUAACCUUAUAUAAAAAGUAAAACUGAAUGCUUGCAAAUUAUUAUUUGCUUGUCAACAUGGAAUAUCAACGUCACUACCAGCCAACCUUUACACAUCUUAACAAUGUGAGAAGUAACAACCAGAUAAUGCACCAAUAUCAGCCAACUUAUUCACUGCCAACUAGUAGUAGAUCUACAAGUCAGAUGUCAUACCAGCAAAAUACGAUGCUGAAUCCUUCCUCUCAAGACAGUCAUAACAGGACUAUGGCCACACAACAUAACUUUAAUACAGAAUCUGACAGAGAAGAUCAGCCACCAAAAUGUGAUCUAAGAUGCAAGUGCUGUGCUGUACAAAUGGCUUUUGGUCUAGUGUGUGCCUGUAAUCUGACCAAAGAAAGUGUUGGUACACAGACUGAUAUUUUAGUUCUCAACAUGACUACUGAAGACUACUUCAAACCAAAGACAACUGCCUUUAAGCUAUUACAGAACCAGAUAACCAGUGUCUUGCAUACAACGAAACUAAGCAGCACAUCAGACAAAGCUUUUGAGGACAGUGUUUCUGAAGUAAUCAACUUUAUCAAUGAUCUACCAGACACACCUAGAACCAGAGAAAAAGUACGAACAAGGUUCAGAAAAAGAAUGUACAACCAAAAGGGAUAUGAAAAAACCAAGGAGUUAGCCAUAGCAACUGGCGGAAGUGCCAGAAAACUGCAAUGGAAGAAAGCCAGAGAGGCAGUUAUACCAACAAAACAACCCAGGGCAUCCGUCAACCAAAGAAAUAUUUCUAUUAUGAGUUCCUCAACAUCAUCACCCGUAUCUUCUCCUGCUGCGUCUCCUGUAUCUACUCCUGCACAUUCUCCAGAAACUUCACCCACUCAAUCUCCAAUGAUUUCUCCUGCUUCUUCAGUCACCUCUCCUGCACCAGUAUUUACAGAACAGCUUCCACAGACAAACAGUAUAGGAAUUCAUUUCAAAGUUGGAGACAAUGUCUGCAUUGCAAGUGGCGGCAAGUCUUGUGACUUUGCAACCGUGGAAAAGAUAUGGAGCUCAAGAGUGGACAUUACCUACCUAAAAAAAGCUGGGCCUAAGCUAACAACAUGGAAGUUAGGAAGUGGUAAACUUUACAAAGACAGUAUCCAUAAGAACAGUGUCUUUCAUUGCUUGGGCAAAAUAGAUCAAGUAGAGGGUCAGCUGAUGCAGACAAUAAAGAAAAAACUGAAUAGCCUUUUUUAAUAGACAAUUUGGUAAAACCAUGUAAAGUUUGACUUUUGAAUUAUGUUAUCUUAUUGUUAUUGAAAUUUUAUUUUCAGAUUUUAUCAAAAUUUAUAUAGAUAUAAAUUAACAGUAUUUUAAUCAUAGGCUAAGCUAGUUGAUUGUUUUUUGUAUAUAUUUAUGUAAAUAUUUCAGGUUUCACUUUAAAUAUAUUAUAUAAAGUACUGAUUGAAUUAAAAUAUAUUUAAUUCAUUUAAGGAUGUUCUCUCCUCUUCUAUUUUAAAAUUUGCCAGUAAUUGGGAAUCCUCUUGUUUUGUUUUAUCCAUGAACUACCAUUUAAAAAAUUUGCACACUAACUCUGACUUUUUUCCCUUAAUUGUAUCACAUAUAGCUUAAAAUGUCAUGUUUGAAAAUCUAUGAAAAUCCUUGUUUUUUUUUUCAUGGUUUUUGAAAGAAAAAAGGUGCCAAUGUUAAAGUAGUAAAAGUCUAGAGAAAUAAUAAUUCCCCACCAAAUUUUCAGUGCCUUAUAUCUCGAAAACAAGCACACAGACCACUUAUUUUUUUCUGCUUUUCCAGUUCCUUUAUUUAUAUUCAAUCAAUUUGUAAUAUAGUCAUUUAAAAAGCUUAUUAUUUUUAAACAGAGUAGCAAAUAUCCUUAAAGAAAAGAGAUAAGAAACACAAAAAUUACUUUGUUUAUUGUUUAACCUAAUUGUCCUGUAUUUUUAUUGUUAAAAGACAAGUAUGUUUUGAAUGUUGAAUUGUCACUUUACUGUUUGUCAUCUUGAAGGAUAAAAUUAAAUUUCUUUUUGUUGAGACUUUGGGUUUUCCCUGUGUUAUUGUUAUAGUAUUUAUAAGUUCAAAAAUGGUUAGUGAGAGUAGUUGUAUAAUAGGUUCUUGUUUUGGGGUAAAGAAAUAUAUGGGUAAUAUAUGCAAAGAAAUUCUUUGGCGGUUCAAAAGGUGGGGUUCAGCUAUGUUAUAUAAUUUUUGGGUUUUAUUUCACAGAAAGUGCUCGCAGUAAUUAAGACAGUCAGUUCACAUAAUAAUGUAUGAUUACAAUAACAAAUAUGACUUCAGUCCAUUUAAAUAAUGUAUUGGACAUUUUGUAUUUUGUUUUGUUUGAAUAUUGUUGUUAUAAUAUAUAUCAUUUUAUAGUUUAUAAUGUUAUUAACGUGAUUAAAAUUGCUAGCUAGAAAAGAGAAAUGUUACUGCGAGCAACUAAACCUA